AUGAGCAAAGCAUUCGACACUGUGAACAGGAAGACCUUGAUUGAAGACCUAAAACAUAUAGUAAAUAAAGAAGAACUGUACAUACUAUCAAAGAUGAUCAAUGACACAGAAAUCCAAGUGAAAAUAGAUGGAGAAGUUGGACAGCAAUUCCGAACAACUGAAGGGGUAGCUCAAGGCGAAGGACUAAGCCCCAUUCUAUUUACUCUAUACCUAGCCAAGGCCUUCAAAGAAGACAGCACAACCUACCCAAGUCAAGAUCACAACUACACAAGCAAUGCACCAGAAAUACAUCAACUAGGCUUUGAGAUGGAAGAGCAGUAUGCAGAUGAUUGUGGUUGGAUACAUGAAAAUGCAGAAAAAGGAAAACAGAAAAUAGAGAAAACCAUCACCAGGCUAAAAGACAGAAAUCUGAAUGUGAACAAUGACAAGACUGAGAUAUUCAAGAUUAAGAGAGGUGAGACAACUGAUUGGAAAAAAUGCAAAAUCCUAGGAAGCUACCUUGACACAGAAACUGACUAUGAAAACAGAAGAAGAUUGACAAUAACCGCGAUGUCAAAACUGCAACAUAUUUGGACAAAAGGAAAAAGCAUCACCACCAAGAAAAAGAUACUAUCAAGUUUAGUAGAGCCAAUCUUCCUGUACAAUGCUGAGCUAUGGAACGUCACCACCACUCUAGAAAAGAAAAUAGCAGGCUUCCAACAUCGAAUUCUGAGAUGGAUGCUAGGAGUAAAAUGGCAAGAAAAGAAAAAGAACACAGAAAUUGACAAGAUUGCUGUUAUGACAUCAUGGGUGGACAAAAUCAAAGAAAAACGAAGAAGAUGGACGGGUCACAUGCUGAGACUAGAUGAUGAAACACCUGUAAAGAAGGCUUUAAGAGAAGCUAGAAGACCUGGAAGAGCCCAUAGGGGAAGAAAAAAGUACAUAUGGAUAACACAAACAAUGACCAAAGACUUUAAAGAUAUGCAGUUAGAUGGAUGGAAUGAAGCUGAAAGAGCGGUGCAGGAUCGAGUGUUGUGGCGAAGAACAGUCAAACGAAGCCUGAGAAACUAA
Messenger RNA from Rhopilema esculentum, 1050 nucleotides. The record is from RefSeq and is a predicted model, not a curated record. NCBI's taxonomy places the organism in Eukaryota, Metazoa, Cnidaria, Scyphozoa, Rhizostomeae, Rhizostomatidae.